Phytophthora sojae is the source of this 402-nucleotide messenger RNA. RefSeq lists its product as hypothetical. The record is from RefSeq and is a predicted model, not a curated record. The transcript has 3 exons. Bases 1 to 402 code for a protein of 133 amino acids. NCBI's taxonomy places the organism in Eukaryota, Oomycota, Peronosporomycetes, Peronosporales, Peronosporaceae.
AUGCUGGCGGACAUCAUGACGAAGCCGAUCGCGGCGCCGCAGUUCGACGCGCUCAGGACGAAGCUGGGCAUCGUGGUCGCUGACGAGUCGAGUGGGAGUGUUGUCAAGACUGAUGUGACGACGCCUCGCCAAGCGACUAACGAGUGUGGUGAGAUCGGAGAUGGGCCCUUCAGGCUUGGAAGCUCGCGUUUCAGGACGAGGAUCCGUGGAAUCGAGUGGUGCGUCCAAGUCGCCCCCGUCCUCAAGCGGAUUGACCCUCGGGAUGUCGAAAACGCCCCUGCGAACUCGAGAGUCACUGCCAGCCAGGAAUCGGGCCCGUCGGUCGCCAAGGACACGGUCGUCGCGGAGCUCCCCACCAUCAUCAAGUCCAUCUGCGUGGGGAUCAUUCGCUCGAGCGUCUGA